Molecule: messenger RNA, 4266 nt
Organism: Alternaria atra
Lineage: Eukaryota; Fungi; Ascomycota; Dothideomycetes; Pleosporales; Pleosporaceae
Exons: 1
Coding region: 1-4266 (1421 amino acids)
Biological process (GO): mitochondrial transcription
Cellular component (GO): mitochondrial DNA-directed RNA polymerase complex
Molecular function (GO): DNA-directed RNA polymerase activity; mitochondrial promoter sequence-specific DNA binding
Source: RefSeq, a predicted model, not a curated record
AUGCUCGCGCGAGCAGCAGGGCGGAAACUCCGCAAAGAUGCCUUUAGAGCGCCCACGACGCUGUCAGAUCAACUAACGCUGCCAUGGCUAUGCCCAGCGUUAUCACGGAGCACCUCGCAUGCGCCUUCCAUCUCAUCCACAAUCGCACUCGACUCGACUCGACGGCAGCGGCAGCGGCAACGGCCCUCUUCACUGUCCACACGGCACGGGACACGCUCCCUCGCUACAUCCGCCGAACUCCAACCCCCACCACCCUCAGCGCUCCCCUUCGAUCCCUUUGCGCGGUCGUUGGGGCGCCAAUUCCAAUCACCCGAGCUCUCUCGCCUCCCGGAAUGGGACCCUCGGAAUCCCCUCGUCGUCCGUGACUCGCUGGCGGCGUCGCCCUCAGUACGUGCCGUCAACGGUGUAGGCGGUGACCCAGUCGAGCUUCACCAAAACCUAUACGCCUGUCUGCGCGUUGGACGACUCGACCGGGCCGCCAUCAUCAUCGACCGCCUUACCACCGUCUACAACAACGAUGCGCCAGAACUCAUCGACGCACACAAUGUCUAUUUGCACACACUGCUCGAAGUUGGCCAAAUGGACCCAAGUGCUGAGAGCAUGAAGAAGGUCCAGAGUUGGUACGAGGAUAGAAUGCUAGCCAAGGGCGUUGAAGCGAAUGCGCAAACCUUUGUUACGCUGAUCCGGUCCGCCAUGAACUUUCUCGACAAUGGUGCAGACGAGGCCGCAGUACGGGAUUACAUCGCAACAGCACGCAAAUACGGCGAGCAUGUCGUCGACCAGAUCAACGCCUCGCCCGACUUCUCUGAUGAGGAGUGGGAUUUGCUCAUUCGCCUGCAACCAGAAUCUUUCAACGAACCCCCGCCCGUCGAGCAUGUUCAGGAUCUCCACGUCAGCACACCUUCCGGUCGCAAGAACCUUAUCGAACACGGCCUGGUAUCCCACCCAUCACAACCGAUCAAACCUGUCAAGCAAAAGGGCAUGGGUCUGGAUACACUGAAGCAAGCCCUUACCAUCUUCGACGAUGAGGCCCGCGUUCCAUACCCGCACGACAUGCAAGGUACUCGGGAAGAAAAGGACAAGGCCUACGCAUAUGCGCGGCAACUCCAGAUGGAACAGGAUGGCAUGGAAGCCGCUGUUGAGAGGUGGAAAGCUGAAGACGAGAAACUGCAAGAGAUUGGCAUCCACGGCGUCAUGAACACCAAGUCUAUCCAGGCCAUCAUGUAUGGCUGGUAUUCUGCCCUCGUACCGCUGUUCAAACAGCGUAUUGAGAAUGCCAAGGAGGUUUUAUCUGAUCCCGUCAAAUCAAAGUCGCGUGACGAUGCCGUGGCCUACGGUGUCUGGCUCGAGAGGUGUAAGCCUGAGAAGCUGGCGGCAAUCACCGUUGCUCGGGCUACCCAGGCUGCUGUAAAGGGCAAGAAUGAGGACAACUCUGCCUACAAGAUUUCGGCCCUGUCUAUUGCUGUCGGUACCGAUAUCCAGGACUAUCUCAACGCUGAGUCGCAGUCUCGGCGAGACGCUUUCCUCAGAAAGCAGCGGAAGCAAACUCGGAUGAACUUGGUCAACAAACUUUCCAAGGAGACUCGAGAGACGCCUUCUGGACUGCCACCCCAGAAGCCACUCUAUUCACUCGAAAAGGCCGCCAUACCACUAGCGGCACGGACAAGGCUUGGAGCCCUCUGCUUGGAGCUCUUACUCCAAUCUGCAACCCUUACCGUGACUGCAAGCGACCCAAGGACGGGUAAGCAGGUGUCUCGUAGUAUGGCAGCCUUCCACCACUCAGUUGGUUUUCAUCAGGGCAAGAAGCUUGGCUAUCUCGUGCCUCAUCAUGAGCUCAAUGCCAAACUGCGAACCGAAUCUGUUCAUAGCAUCCAGACAGUCAGGUUACCAAUGGUAGUCGAACCGAAACCAUGGUCUAGUUUCGAAGAUGGUGGAUACUACACCAUUCCGCAAAAGGUCGUUCGACAGAAGGGUGGUGACAGUGCACAGAGAGCUUAUGCCCAGUCGGCCAUCGAGAACGGUGACAUGUCCAAGGUCAUGGCUGGUCUAGACGUGCUCGGUCGGGUGCCUUGGCAAAUCAAUGCUCCCGUAUUUGAGGUCAUGGCUCGAGCCUGGAAUUCAGGAGAGACUAUUGGGGAUCUCGUAGGAGAAGACUCCGUCGCCAACCAAAAGCGUCCCCAGGAACCACCAGCGGAUGCAACAUUCCAGGAAAGAGCAAAAUGGGGCAAGGCUCUGAAGGAGUACGAGAAUCUCAUUGGUGGCCUCCAUUCGCAGCGAUGUUUCCAAAAUUUUCAACUGGAGACAGCACGGGCAUAUUUGAACGAAAAGAAGAUUUUCUUCCCGCACAGCGUUGACUUCCGAGGUCGUGCCUACCCCAUCCCACCUAUCCUCAAUCACAUCGGGUCUGAUAUCUCGAGAGGACUUUUAAAGUUUGCGCACGGUAAAGAGCUUGGUACCGUCGGUUUACAAUGGCUCAAGAUUCAUUUAGCCAACCUUUACGGUUACGACAAGGCUAGCCUACGUGAACGUGAACAAUUCACAAUGGACAACAUCGACGAAAUCUACGACUCUGCGACGAAUCCGUUGGAUGGCAGACGGUGGUGGUUGAAAGCAGAAGAUCCUUGGCAAUGUUUGGCCUGCUGUAUGGAGCUGAAAAAUGCUUUCGACUUGCCCGAUCCGACUCGAUUUCUAUCACAGCUACCGGUUCACCAGGAUGGAACAUGUAAUGGGCUUCAGCAUUACGCAGCCUUGGGUGGUGACUACGCUGGUGCUCGUCAGGUCAACCUUGAGCCCUCUGACAGACCGCAAGAUAUCUACACUGGCGUUGCUGAACUCGUGAAAGAGAUGGUCGCAAAAGACGCCGCUGAAGGCCGUCCAACUGCGUGCUUUAUUGACGGUCACAUUACCCGAAAAGUUGUCAAGCGAACCGUCAUGACCAAUGUUUAUGGAGUUACCUUCAUGGGUGCGAAACAGCAAGUACAAGAUGAGCUACGCAAUUUGUUUCCUCGAUUCGAGCCUACAGAAAAGGUAACGUCGCUUGGUAGCGUCGCUUUGUAUGUUGCCUACAAAAUCUUCGACGCGCUGGGCAAAAUCUUCAACGGCGCCCAAGAGAUUCAAUACUGGCUCGGGGAAUGUGGCGACCGCAUAACGACAUCGAUUACUGCCGAGCAAAUUAAAAGGAUCAAAGACCGCUUCGAAGGAUCGGAUCCUACGAAAGCUUUGUAUGACACCAAGUUUGCGGCACCGAAGAAGGUUUCUACAGCCCAGUUGAACAAACUCAACAAGGGCAUGGAAAACUUCCAAACUAGCAUCAUCUGGACUACGCCGCUCAAGAUGCCUAUUGUGCAACCCUAUAGGAAAGAAGGUACCCAGAAGAUAAAGACCAAGAUCCAGGACAUUACAGUCUCAAAGAAGUCUCAGCAGGAUGAGGUCGACAAACGCAAGCAGCUCCAGGCAUUCCCGCCCAACUUCAUCCACUCUCUCGAUGCGAGCCAUAUGUUGCUUUCGGCGCUGAAGGCCAGCGAGAUGGGUCUCGACUUCGCCGCCGUUCACGACAGUUUCUGGACACACGCUUCUGAUAUCCCCAAUCUGAACGUCAUUCUUCGCGACGCAUUCGUGCGCAUGCAUACCGAGGAUAUUGUCGAUCGUCUUGCUGCCGAGUUCGCUGCGCGUUAUUCAGGUGCUAUGUACCGAGCGACUCUUCAUAUCGGAGCGGAAGUUAGCCGGAAAAUCACGCUAUGGAGACAUGAGCGUCGCCAGAAGAAUGGUACUCGCGCGAAGAGUAAUGGCGCGCGACACGGAGAUGCCUCGUUUGAGGAAGUUGCGCUUGAGGCUAAACGACAGGAGAUGCUGAAGAGUGAAGAUCCUGAGAAGAGGAAGCAAGGUGAAGAGAUGGUUACGCCGACAAGCAUCUGGCUUGCGUAUCAGGAUCCUAAAGCACUUCACUCUUUCAGACUCAGUCUUCUUGGUGAGACCAAAGACAAGCAGUCGGCGGAUAGGCAGACCCAGGUCAAGGAUGAGGCCUUGGGCAAUGAAGCUGACGCUGUCACCACCACUGAAUCUACGAUGGAUAUUGUCGAAGACGAGGCCCAAGAUCUUGCAAAGGACCCACAAAGCGGUGGUGUAGCCAAGAAGAAAUCUGCGUCCCGCAUCGCCGCCGACCAGGGCACAAUUCAAGUAUGGAUUCCGCUCAGCUUCCCGCCCGUCCCGCAGAAGGGUGGCUGGGACGUUUCACGCCUCCGCGAAUCCAAAUACUUCUUCUCAUGA